AUGUUCAAGGGACUUCCGGUGCACCUCCAGCAGCAGCUCCAGCAGCAAUAUCAGAAAGAGGAGUGGAAGACAUUGUUAUUUGACUAUUGGAAGGAAAGUAGCUAUACGGAGGAAGUGGUGGCUGCAAAUGAAUUGAUUCAAAAUGCUCUGUAUUCAUUCGGUCGCAUGGAAGAAGAGUAUGAGAUUGAAGAGGCAGACAGGCUUCUAAACCAAGAAGCAGAACAGGCUCAAAUCCGGCGGCAAGAGGAGGAUCAGGCAGCUCGACAGGACCAGCAAGCUGCCCUGGGCUUGGAUGACAGCUUGGAAGAAAACAUGAUGGGCAAUUCAGGUUGA
Messenger RNA from Seminavis robusta, 333 nucleotides. The record is from the annotation of a GenBank genome assembly. Lineage: Eukaryota; Bacillariophyta; Bacillariophyceae; Naviculales; Naviculaceae.